Molecule: messenger RNA, 873 nt
Organism: Cooperia oncophora
Lineage: Eukaryota; Metazoa; Nematoda; Chromadorea; Rhabditida; Trichostrongylidae
Source: the annotation of a GenBank genome assembly
AUGACGAAGGAGGAGUUCGACGACUGGCUCGCCGAUCGAGGACUUCUGUGGAAGAAUCGCCCAUGUCCAAACUGUGGAAACCCAAGGAAGGUCACCAAGCAGGGGGAGCAAGGGGAUACAAGAUGGAAGUUCGAGUGCAAUCUUCGCUCGUGCCGGCGACCUGGUGUGGAGAGGAAGAUCGGUUACCUCAAGGGCACAUUUUUCGAGUCCUUACGUGGUGAUCGAAAGAAGAUCUUUCUGGCCAGCUACCUAUUCGCUUACGACCUCGGAACGGCGAAGGAGAUGGCUCGAACGCUCGAGGUGCAGGAGAACACCAUCCUGCAAUGGAGUCAGUGGUUUCGAGAUGUGCUCGUACAGUUCUACACUAACAACGUGGUGCAGCUGGGCGGACCAAAUACCAUCGUACAAGUGGACGAAACCAACAUCGUUCGUCGCAAGUACAACGUCGGCCGGAUCGUUCGGAAGGAUUGGCUUGUCGGUGGGAUCCAGGACGGUACGAAGCUCUUCUUUGUAGAGAUCGUCGACAAGCGCGACGCUGCUACUCUGGAGGCGAUAAUCCGGAAAUACGUUCGUCCUGGAGGCACCAUUCGAACCGACAUGUGGGGCGGAUACAACAACCUCGCCAAUCUAGGAUAUAACCACGAAGUGGUCAACCACAGCGCCAACUUCGUUGAUCCGGCCACGGGAGUCCACACCCAGCGCAUCGAGUGCAUGUGGUCACAUCUGAAGGAGAAGAUUCGACGACGGCAUGGUCUCAAAGGCGACCUUUGGGAUGACCAUUUCAUCGAAGUUCUCUGGAAGUGGCAAUACGACAGCGAACAUCUGCUGUACGAACUGUGGCGGCUCAUCUCGAUCCAGUAUCCCAUCCGCUGA